Messenger RNA from Centropristis striata (black sea bass), 1881 nucleotides. RefSeq names its product sterile alpha motif domain-containing protein 3-like. Lineage: Eukaryota; Metazoa; Chordata; Actinopteri; Perciformes; Serranidae. The coding region runs from base 491 to 1741 and encodes 416 amino acids. The record is from RefSeq and is a predicted model, not a curated record. The transcript is spliced from 5 exons.
AUGCUAGACAUUUCUUUUUCAGCCUUCUGUGGUUGAAUGAGUUUACAGUACACAAUUCAUGUCCAGUUCUUAAUAGUUAAAUGCUAAAGACAAAUGAGAUCCACUAGAAAGAUGAUGUCUCACUCUUUUAGAUUUGAUGGAAUUAAACAAACAUAUUACAUUGGUGUUACAGAGUGGAAGUCCUUCUCAUUAAACAUCUUUGACAAGUAGCCUACUCUGCUCUGUUUUGCUUUCAGGUUGAUCAUGUGGCAGUUCUUCUAAGACAGCAGUUUCUACAACACAGCAUCCCGCUAUAUGAGCAACUGAAAGCAAGUGCUGAAAUUUAAAUAUUAACUGGGCAGCAGUGAGCUGGCGAGUACUACGGAACAACCAGCCCUGUGAGUUAUAUGAAUUGGAUCUGCAAGUUCUGCACAUUUUCUUCAGCCAACCAACGAAGCAUUCUAAGGCACACACUGCAAGGGCAUGCAGACCGUCGUCUACUGUACCCAGCAUGUUGCUUCAUGUCAUUCUUGCGGAUGAUGACAUCCGUAGGGUCCAGAUUGAAACUCUUCCAGAGACAGUGGAUGAAUUGAAGACUGCACUCAAGAGCAAGCUAAAUCUAGAGGGUGAUAUUGUUAUCCAGUUUCAAGAUCCAGAGUUCAACAAUGAGCUCUGCAACUUGGCUGACAUGUCUGAGCUACCUACAGAGAGACCAAGGUUGAAGGUGUUACUAAAGGCACCACCCCUUACACCCCCCUAUGUAGCCUCACUGGACACUUCAUCAGACACAGCCAGCAUGUCCUCAGCAUGUUCUCUAACAAGCCCUCGUGCCAAGCAAUGGCCCGACUAUUUCAUCAUACCUACUUUCACUUAUGAUGUUGAACUUAAGCUCAGGAAAGGAAAUGAGGCUUAUAAAAAAGAUGGUUCUCUACUUACUGUGACAGCUGCUAUGAAAAGAGACAUACUGGACAGAGUAGGCAGUGCUAUGUAUGAGUACAAUGCAUAUCCAACAUCAAAACAAAUUGAAGAUGUUGCUAAAGCCCUAGUUGAAAAGCAUCCCUGUUUAAGAGAGCCGGGUUCUUCCCAUGGAUGGUACUGCUGGAAGUUCAGCCUCACUUUUAAGAUGGGUAACCUCCGUCAGAAAUACCGCAUUGCUGGUUGCCCAGAGCUUGCAAUCAACCAAAAGAGGUCAAGCACAUCAACUGGGAACAGGAAACUAAAGAAAGCCAGACGUUCUGAGAUCAACUUCUUGCCAGAUAUUCCAGAAGGGAAGUCUCCAGAUGGCCUUGAAAUUGAGAGAAUAGCUCUGAUAGAAGAGAUGAAGAAAAAGAAGAGAGACGGCAAAAUGAUGGAUGCCCUGAUGGACAGCACCUUUGCGUUGCGAAGGAAGGAGAUUGUUGAUGGUGAGCCUCCUGUCUCCGAAAUUGAAGAUAGGUGGCCAGCACUGUUCUCAGAAAGACAGAUCAGUGCAGAGUUCCGGCGCCUGGUUUCAACUGAACUCCAUCGGUCUUUCUUUGAUGGACUGGACAAAUAUGUCUCGAGACUGCUGGAAAUGUACAAAGUGCGAAGUAGCAGCAGUGCAGACCUGCGUGCUCUGCUUCAGCCCCUCGACAUAGAAACUUCUAACCAGAAGAGAAGAGCAGCUGCUUUGCUUGGACUUCCAUAUUACUUGAAGGAGGAUCCAAAAGGUUUCAUCUGCGUCUGUGAGGUGUGUGAAUUGAUUUUUUGGCAUGGGAAACUAAUUAUGGUGAAAAACAACUAAAAACACUGAUAUUUACGCAUGUUAAAGACAGACAUUUAGAUUUUAGGCUUACAGAAUGUGCCAGAAAUUAUCACCUGAAAAACUGUAUACCUUCAGAGCCUUUAAGCAGCUAUGAAAAUCUUUUAUGCACUUUACUUCAC